This is a messenger RNA of Antechinus flavipes (yellow-footed antechinus), 5404 nucleotides long. RefSeq names its product vacuolar protein sorting 4 homolog B (gene VPS4B). The record is from RefSeq and is a predicted model, not a curated record. Gene Ontology annotation, molecular function: ATP hydrolysis activity; ATP binding. Bases 241 to 1569 code for a protein of 442 amino acids. Lineage: Eukaryota; Metazoa; Chordata; Mammalia; Dasyuromorphia; Dasyuridae. Gene Ontology annotation, biological process: endosomal transport; vacuole organization. The transcript is spliced from 11 exons.
AGGGCGGGGGGGUUGAGUUUGAGGAAGUAGUGAGGAAGGUUGAGGGGAGGGGUACCGUGGGACCCUAGGAAGCUGCGGGAGAAGGACCGGAAGAUAUACCGUCUUCCCGGGAACUGAGAGCCACUGUCCCGGCUUCUGCACCGCUGCAGCCCGAGCCUGCCACACUCGUCCGCGACCUGACGUCGUUGUGGCUUCUCGCCUUCCACCCUUCUCCCCUGGCCGUGGGCUCCUCCCGCCGCCAUGGCAUCUGCCAAUCUCCAGAAAGCAAUAGACCUUGCUAGCAAAGCAGCACAAGAAGAUAAAGCAGGGAACUAUGAAGAAGCCCUCCAUCUAUAUCAAAAUGCUGUACAGUAUUUUAUCCAUGUAGUUAAAUAUGAAGCACAAGGUGACAAAGCAAAGCAAAGUAUCAGGGCAAAGUGUACAGAAUAUCUUGAUAGAGCCGAGAAACUAAAAGAAUACCUGAAGAAGAAAGAGAAAGUCCCCCAGAAGCCAGUGAAAGAGGGACAAUCCAGCCCAACUGAUGAGAAGGGGAAUGACAGUGAUGGGGAUGGAGAAUCAGAUGACCCAGAAAAAAAGAAACUACAGAAUCAACUUCAAGGUGCCAUUGUUAUAGAACGACCAAACGUAAAGUGGAGUGAUGUUGCUGGGCUUGAAGGAGCCAAAGAAGCUCUUAAAGAAGCUGUGAUAUUGCCCAUUAAGUUUCCACAUCUUUUUACAGGUAAAAGAACUCCUUGGAGGGGCAUCCUUCUUUUUGGGCCACCUGGAACAGGGAAAUCCUACUUGGCCAAAGCAGUUGCUACGGAAGCCAACAAUUCAACAUUUUUUUCAAUAUCUUCUUCUGACCUUGUCUCCAAGUGGCUAGGUGAAAGUGAAAAGCUAGUUAAGAAUUUAUUUCAGCUUGCCAGAGAAAACAAGCCUUCUAUCAUCUUCAUUGAUGAAGUUGAUUCUUUGUGUGGCUCUAGAAGUGAAAAUGAAAGUGAAGCUGCCCGGCGAAUUAAAACAGAAUUCCUAGUUCAAAUGCAAGGGGUUGGUGUGGAUAAUGAUGGAAUAUUGGUACUGGGAGCUACAAAUAUACCCUGGGUUCUGGAUUCUGCUAUCAGGCGAAGAUUUGAGAAACGUAUUUAUAUUCCUUUACCUGAAGAUCAUGCCAGAACAGCAAUGUUUAAAUUACAUUUGGGGACUACACACAACAGCCUAUCAGAAGCAGACUUUCGAGAACUGGGGAAAAAGACAGAUGGCUAUUCAGGAGCUGACAUCAGUAUCAUUGUACGAGAUGCACUGAUGCAACCUGUGAGGAAAGUUCAGUCAGCUACUCAUUUCAAAAGAGUUAGAGGUCCUUCACCCACUAAUCCUAAUGUCAUAGUAGAAGAUUUACUUACUCCAUGCUCUCCGGGUGAUCCUGGUGCCAUUGAAAUGACAUGGAUGGAUGUCUCUGGAGAUAAACUUUUGGAGCCAGCUGUUUCCAUGCCUGAUAUGUUACGGUCAUUAGCUAGUACAAAGCCAACUGUUAAUGAGCAUGACUUGCUGAAAUUAAAGAAGUUUACGGAAGAUUUUGGUCAAGAAGGCUAAUCCAAAGACAAACAGGGAAAAAUUGACCAUACUUUUUUUCUUUUAUAGGCAUUCUUGCCUCUUUGGGGAUGGCAUUUAAAUAUCUGUGGACUUUCAAAAAUGUUUUGUUUUUUUAAUCCCUUCUCCACAAGAGAAUGAAGAUCUCUUUUGAAAGUUCCUUUAGCUUUAUGUUCUUUUUCUUCCAAUUUGUAUUAUCUCCUGUUUAACAACAACAACAAAAAAGUAAGAUAUGGUACAUGGGGAAAUUAGUGGCGUACUGAGUGGUAAGUAGCUCUUACAUGAAAAAACAAUGGUGAAUAUUACAUUUUUUUCUAUACCUGCCAUAAAAUACUGUCACAUAGACUUGAAGUUAAAUGAAUUGUGACGUGUUUUGGAGAAGAGAUCUUCUUAAACAUCAUUUUUGUUAUCUAAGUCAAUUGAUUUUCCUACAAAAAUUACUUUAAAAAAUUAAAAUUUUGUGGAAAGAGGUCAUUGUAAAAAGCAAGGAACACUGUAAUCAGGUUUAGAAGAUUUUAAAUUAUGUGAUGACCAGUACUCAUAUUGAACACUGACGGGUUUUGUACUGGUUUUUUCCUCCAUGUUUAUUUAAAUAUUGCCUUAAAAAAAGCAGUAAGCUUUUGUUUUUAACUUUACUAGUUGAUGGGAACCUUUCACUGUGCAAUCUUGGAAAACUUAGAGACUUGACAUCGUCUUACCUGGAGAAGAAACUUCUCUAUCUCAGUGUCCUUUUUUUAUAGCAAGAAUUGACCAAAACAGAUUUUCAAUAUAUUUGUAAUUUUGGAAUGCCAUGUCAUGAAAUACUGUUAUGGAAAGUUUUAAAGUAAUGGAAUGAUCAGGCUUUCAUUUGUGAGUGAUGACAUCCAUAAAUACACAUACACACUGCCUCCAUAUGUGUGUGUUGUAUUUGUAUAUGCACAUAUAAAAAUUAUAUAUACAUAUGUGUAUAAUUUUCUUUCCAGUGAUUAGAGUGGUAGAAUUCUGGUCACUUAGGUUUGUGAGUAAUUUGCCCUAGCCAUACUCCCCAUUUUAUACAUAUCAGUGUGAUAUUUUAUCAAAGUUUUGGAAGUGGGCUGAUGUUAUCAGAUUAUUAAAUACAAAAGUAACAUUUGGUUAUUUCUAAUAACCAUUGAAGUAUGGAUUUUAAAGACCAUAAGAUAAAACACUAGCAUCAGCAUUGAGUGUGCCUUCUAAGUUUCUUUGGCUGUGAUUUUUUUAAAAGAUUGAAUUAUCUAGAAAUUCUACCUUAGAAAUGCUUUAGAACAAUUUAAAAAUAUUUGCACAUUUCAAAUAUGCAUUAUGGUUGUCUUUUGGGUUUUUCUUUUAUGUACAGAUUUUUGUGUGCUUUUUAGAAAUCCUAGAUUUGAUGAAAUGCUGUUCUUACAUGAAGUCAUAUGAUACAUUAUCAGCUGUAUUCUUAAUCUAUUUUGGAGCUUCCAAGAAAAUGAACCCAAUUCCUUUACAAUAAGGAAUUCUAUAAAAAUUAUUCAUUAAAGUGAUGUACAUAUAAACAAUUUAAAAAAAAUUUUUUUUAAUCGUUUCUUUUGUACUGUGAUUGGGAGUUAUCUUAGCAAAUAGACUAAAACUGGGAUGGGGGGAGAGGGGGUAAUUGUGCAUAAGAUACAUACUUUUGAAGCUCACAGUCUCAAAUUAUGGCAUAUUACUACAAUUACAUAGUUAACAGAAAAUUUUUACUGUAAUUAGAAUUUGUGAUAAUUUGCUUUGGACAUGAGUAAAUAGCAGUGCCCCAAAUUGAUACUAUAUAAGUAUACUGACAAAAAUAAGUGUUGGACUUACUAUUGUACUUCUAAGGGCCUUACUUCCAAGCCUGCAUCUGCUUCAUUAUAAAGAUUUAUGAUUCUAACAAUUUAGGAUAGUGUAACUAUUUUGGAAAAAUAGACCAGCAAAUAUGAUAGACCAAACCUCCAUAAUCACAUUUCCAUGACAAAAUUUUAAAUGGGAAUGUGACUUCAUGGACAACCUGAAUGAAUACUUUGCAGAUUGGAAUUUAGCCCAAGUUGCUGUUGAAACAAAACAUGGGGAAAGGCCAUAUUUCAGUAAUAGGCUAUACUGGCCCAGGAGUCAGAUGGACUUGGUUUAUAAUUUCUGCUCUAAUACAAUUUCAGUCUUUUUCCACCUCUGUAAAAUGGAGGGAGUGAAUAAAAAGGUUUCCCAAGGUCCUUUCCAGGUCUAAUUGUCUUUGGACCUGAGAUCUAGUUUCCAUUUAACUACUUUCAGUGAUCCAUUCUUUAUGACCUUGGAUAAGUGAGAUAGGCCUCUUGUAAGGCCUCACUUUUCAUUCUAGUGUUCUCAAAGUAAUUUAUUUUCUUUAAGAAUGUCACUUCACCCUAGCCUUUAGUAAUUAGACUUCUUAAAUGGCAAUUGUAAAGAAAGCCAACCUCCACUUAACUAAAAUACUUGGGUAGCGAGGUAUUGCAGGGAAGAGAGUGCUAAGCCUGAAGUCAGAAAGGUUCUUCUCUGAAUUCCUAUCUGACCUCAAGGACUAAUGGUGACCCUGGGCAAGUCACUUAAUUCUGUUUGCCUCAGUUUCCUAUCUAAAAUGAGCAGGAGAAAGAAAUGGCAGACACUCCAAAUGAGUUCACAAGGAAUCAGACUGAGCAACCAUAAGAUUAAUUAGGAAACUACCAAAUUACGCAAAUUAGAGGAAGAGGGAAAAUUUUCAAUCAGUAGCUUGGAGUUUUUGUUUCCCCUUCAUCAUUUGAUUGUGUCUGCUUUAUCCCCCAAAGCUUUGGAUGCCUUAACAUUCUUGUCUGUCUUGGGCAUGGUUUUUGUUAUUUGCUGUAGGCAUAAAAAUUCUUAGGGCUAGAGGAGAAGGACUAAAGCAACAGGAAAAAACUAGAAUAUGGGCUUUUACCGAGGCAAAUAAGCAUUUGUCAAGAAACUUUGUACUCAUUGAAGUAAUUAUGGAGGACUAGAUGUUUUCUUUGAUUCUCAUGACCUCUCAAAACGCUCCAAAACAAAUUAUGCACCAAAGAUAAAGCACCUAAAGUUGUCCUAGGAUGCUCAGAAUAUAAAAGAUUUGGUUUGGUUUGGUUUUUAAAGCAAACAAACCACAAAUUGAUACUCACGUAUCCUGAACUCAACGUCCUUUUCCUAACUCCCAUGCUGCUAGCAACAAGGCUGUACUAGUAGAACCAAAGAUCUGACACAGGCUUUUAUCAAAACCAGCCCUCCACUCCAAGCCGGGCACUUCCUUCUACAGAAGUUUGCUUUGAGACAAUCAAUGUUCAAUAGUGACAACAACAAAAGCCUGAGCCUGUAAGGGCCACAACAGCCAGUGUGUCAGCCAACCUCCUGGGAGUACCAGUGGCUGCUCUGAACUGCUGGUGCCAGCUUGCUAGGAUACUGAGGAUCGGGGACAGAGGAGCGGGGAUCAUUCUGUGCAUUGAUCCACUGACCCUGACAGAAUGUGCUGAGGCCAUUUUGGUCCACCAGUGUCACUUGGGACAGAAACAGGCCACUGAACUAUAAAUUGCCCAAUGUGAAAAGAGACAUCUUGAGAUUUAAUGUCCAAAGAAUUUCCUGUCAAAGGAGGAAAAGGAAAUUGGAAUAAAAAAGUAAGAGGCUAAAGAGACCAAUUAACUUAAGAUUUCAGGAAGAAAAAAAUCCCAAAAUUUCUUGAACAUAAGCAGAUAAAUCAACAGGAAAAAGACAACAGAAGAACAAUGAAGUCUCUUGCUCAAACUAAGGCUCUCUAAAUAAAUACUGCAAAUAAAGUACCCCAUGGAAUUUGAGGAGAAUAUGGAACCUCGGUUCAGAAGAAAUUAUAAGAGCAGAAUUUAUGGCCUGCAUAACAAAAUAGAAAAAAAAAAAAGAA